This is a messenger RNA of Phytophthora sojae, 369 nucleotides long. RefSeq lists its product as hypothetical. Bases 1 to 369 code for a protein of 122 amino acids. The record is from RefSeq and is a predicted model, not a curated record. The transcript has 3 exons. NCBI's taxonomy places the organism in Eukaryota, Oomycota, Peronosporomycetes, Peronosporales, Peronosporaceae. Gene Ontology annotation, cellular component: endomembrane system.
AUGGCGAAGGACGUGCACCGCGUUACCAAUGCGAGCGACGCGCGCGUGCUGAAGGCCGCGGACGAGUCCAAGUUCGCGUCCUUUUCCAAGGAGAGCGCGGCGCGCGCGGCUGCUCCGGACCUGGACUUCCGUCGCAAGACGUUUCCGAUCCGCACGGGGCUCGCGGCCGCGAGUCUCUUCGCGCUGGGCUCCAUCCUCAUCUACGUGAGCACGCUCAUCGGCCUGGACGAGGAACGCCGCGGACUAUCGUUCCUUAUCCUCGGGCUUAUCGCAUUCAUCCCGGGCAGCUACGCGACGUACCAGCUCUACGGCGCGUGGAAGGGAUGGAAGGGCUACAACUACGACCAGAUCCCGUCCUACGACGACUGA